Tachysurus vachellii is the source of this 912-nucleotide messenger RNA. RefSeq names its product arylalkylamine N-acetyltransferase 2 (gene aanat2). Gene Ontology annotation, molecular function: aralkylamine N-acetyltransferase activity. The transcript is spliced from 3 exons. The record is from RefSeq and is a predicted model, not a curated record. Bases 40 to 699 code for a protein of 219 amino acids. Gene Ontology annotation, cellular component: cytoplasm. Gene Ontology annotation, biological process: response to light stimulus; circadian rhythm. NCBI's taxonomy places the organism in Eukaryota, Metazoa, Chordata, Actinopteri, Siluriformes, Bagridae.
UGUUAGAGCAGACAGAGAGUCUGACAAGCAGAGGCACUGAUGGAAAACAUGGAAGAGAAGGAGUGUAUGAUAGUGAGCCAGCAGGUGAGCUCUUCACCUUUCCUCAAGGCUUUUUACCUAAAGAUGCCCCUGAGCGUGCCGAGUCCUGUACGCCAGAGACGACACACGCUUCCAGCCAGCGAGUUCCGCAACCUCACACCACAGGACGCCAUCAGUGUGUUCGAGAUUGAAAGAGAAGCUUUCAUCUCUGUGUCAGGAGAGUGUCCGCUCACGUUGGACGAGGUGCUUAACUUCUUAAGUCAAUGUCCUGAGCUGUCCAUGGGCUGGUUUGAGGAAGGACAGCUUGUGGGCUUCAUUAUUGGGUCUGGCUGGGAUAAGGAAAAGCUAGCACAGGAAGCUCUGACACGUCACGUUCCAAACACGUCUACCGUCCACAUCCACGUGCUGUCUGUACACCGUCACUGUCGCCAGCAGGGUAAAGGCUCCAUUCUGCUGUGGCGUUACCUGCAGUACCUCCGCUGUAUUCCGGGUCUACGCAGAACCCUGCUCGUUUGUGAGAAGUUCCUCAUGCCUUUCUACGAGAAGGCUGGCUUUAAGGAGAAAGGGCCUUCAGCGAUCACAGUAGGAGCUCUGAGGUUCAGAGAGAUGGAGUAUACACUCGCAGGGCUGGCCUACGCACGGCGAAAUAGCAACUGCUGAAGAAGUGGACUGGUUGUUUUUACACUAAAGGACACAGCUCUCAUAUUCAGGCCAGCAAGUGAAGGAUCAGGACAGAAAACUUCAUGACCGACGUCACCUUGAAGUGCACUUUAUUAAACCAGAGACUGAAAUCAUUCCAAACUGUACAGAAUCUUCAACAUGACACCAAAUGAUGGUUAAAUGAAGUGAUGCGACUGUACAGUCUGGUGUUCA